AUGAAGAGUGAAAAGAGGAAAAGUCACCUGAUGAGUAGUGAUGUCAUCGUCCAGGUGGAGAGGGGCGGGGUCAGAAGGUCUCUCAGAGGAGUCCUGAAAAGGUCAGCUGGACGCUCUGACCUCAGCAGGUGGAGGAAGGUCAAAGGUCACCUGUUGUCGGGGGGGCGGAGCCUGGUGGCCUUUGUGUCGGGGCUGCUGUUGGCGUCUCUGUACGGAGUCACGGCUCUCUUCCUGCAGAAGCAGCCUCUGUGGUCGUGCGUCUUCACCACGCUGACCGUCGCCGUGCUGGCGGCGUUCGGUAUGGGACUGUCAGCCGGCGUCCGGGCCGACGUCUCCGUGCUGCUGCCUUCACUGUGCUCAGCUCAGGGGAAGAACUUCCUCCUCUUCCUGUUCGUGUCGGUGUUGCUGACCGGUCCUCUCAACAACACCUUAGAAAACACAGAGCGAGCCGCCGCCAGUCUGCUGUGUGGAGCCGAGCUGGCAGCCAAUCAGACACAGGAACUGAUGCAGAGGUCGGCCACGCCCCUUUUCUCUGCGUUGAACAGCAUCAGAGAGAUCAGCAGGAACGCUCACUCUGCAGCCGGACGAGUUCAGGACUUCAUCCUCGCUCUGACCGACAGCGUCCGCCAUGUUGCUCGCACUCUGAGGAACGUCCUCCACUUCCUGGUGGACAUCGGUGACGUGUGUAACGCCAAACUGGGCUCUCCGUACAGGAAGUGCCGGGCUCUGUUCGCCGAGGCUCGAGCCGACUGCUCCGACCUGCUGGGGGAGUUCAAAUUCCUGUGUGACAUCGUGGACGGGUUCCUGCCGCUCUGCAACAUCGCCCGCGCCGGCGAGCUCUUCUGCAUCAUCCCGUCCUACAUCGCUGGACAUCUGAAGAAACGUCUGGCAGCUCCCACAGUUGCGGCGUUUGAGCGACUGAAGCGGGAGUUUGACUUCAACCUCUCGGCCUCGGUGACCUUUGACCUGGACGCCAACAGCAGCCGCUCUCUGCAGCAGGUAGCUCAGGACAUCAUGGAGGAAGUCUCAUCAGAGCUGCAGGUGUUUCAGAAGCUGAGCGAACCGCUGACGUACGUCGGCCUCGUCCUGCUCGCCUGCUCCUUCCUGAGGGCGGUGAGGUACAGACGCAGGUUUCUCCGUGAGCUCGACUUUGAUAACGUUUACAUCACCGCUCAGUUCGAGGAGUUCAACCAACAGGUGACCUCAGGGGGCGGGGCUUCAGUCCUGCCAAUCACACGCAGAGAAGCCAAGACCUACAUCACACCACUGUCGUGUCACCUGACGUCCCGGGAGCGGCGGGCGGUGUUAGUGGGCGUGGUCUCGGUCUUCAGACACCUGGUGACGGGCGGCCUGCUGGUGGCGCUGGACUUCCUGGUGUUCUGGAUGCUGGAUCAGGUGCACCACCAGGUGAAGGGGGACGUCGUGGCCAGAGCCCCGGUCACGGUGGCGGUGCAGGUGAACGGAUCGGGUUACGCCUCGGACAUCUUCAGAGACCUGGUGGCGUCGUUUGACGUCCUGCAGCGAGGAAACGUCACCGUGAUCAGCAGGAAGUGUCUGCUGGAGCCGUCGGAGCCGGACUACGUCACCUGCCUCAUCCUGGGGUUCCUGCUGGGUCUGGCUCUGCUGGUCUCUCUGACCGGAGGAUUCGUGCAGCGAUGCAGACGACUCGUCUGUUCUGCUUAUCAUCCAGAGAGAGAGCUGGAGAGGAUCCGGUUCCUCCGGCAGCAGAUCCUGGAUCAGAGGAGGACGUUGGGUAAAGCCCUGAGGAGGUCUGCAGCCAGGAGCAGAGCUGACGGAGGAGGAGUUCUCAGGUUACCUGGAGGGCCUCACCUGUCUCACCUGCUGGGUCGUCCGUCAGUCAGCUGUCUGUCCUGUGGAGAGGAGGUGAUCCAGGAGGACAACACUGCCGUCUGUGAUGUCCCACAGUGUCCAGCCUUGUACUGUCGGCCGUGUUUCCACAGUUUGGGAAAUAUGUGUUUCGUCUGCACGCGACCUCUGACCUCACAGGAAGACGAGGACGACGGCGAGGAGGAGCUUGACAACGAGCAGCUGAACUCGAGGAUGAAGAUCUCCACGGCAACGAGACGAAGACCGACCGAACUCUGGAACAGUCGAAUCAGAACCACGACUGAACAGGAUGGAGGAGGAAGUGACAUCAGUGUUGACUCUGAGCUCAGUGAAGCAGACAUGACGUACCAGGACCGACCCGGGUCAGACGACAGCGACUCCUUCUACUCCACCAACUCCUUCUACUCCACCAGCUCUCCAAAGACCAGCAGCCUGCAGGACCAGGACUCUCCAGGACCCUGA
This is a messenger RNA of Anoplopoma fimbria (sablefish), 2310 nucleotides long. It is a transcript of the gene dcst2, whose product is annotated as DC-STAMP domain containing 2. Gene Ontology annotation, cellular component: membrane. The transcript is spliced from 16 exons. Lineage: Eukaryota; Metazoa; Chordata; Actinopteri; Perciformes; Anoplopomatidae. Bases 1 to 2310 code for a protein of 769 amino acids. The record is from RefSeq and is a predicted model, not a curated record.